AUGGAUUCUAACGAAUCACGUCUUGAAGAGCUCCUGAACCAGUGCAGAAGCAAUGAUGUGGAUGCUAAAGUCGACGCUCUCUCCAAACUUCAGAUGGAAUUUGAAGCUGGGAUUGAGGUUUCUGAACCAGACACCGUCAUCAACGUGCUGAAAUCCUGUUUGCGAAAUUCAAACCAACAUCUGACAAAUGCCACCCUUGCUGUCGUCUUGUCAUCGCUUCCGCCAUUAAUAUGCCGUGCAACGAACCCACUUCAAGCGAAUGCAGUCUCGCCGUCCGCAGGAGCUAUCGAUGUGGCCACGCUUAGGCAAGCCUUGACAGCCUUCCUUCCACCAGGUGGCUUGAUCGAUCGACUUGGAGACAAAGAACGAGCUCAAGCAAAAGCUCGCGAAAGUUUGGUUAUCUUGGGUGGUUUUGCCUUCCGUGCAAGUUCGGCGAGCACUAUUUCGUCGAAAUCUGGUAAAGGCCCAGAGACACCGGUCACCAUCUUCGAGAGAGCCUUGAAAGAGGUUGGUCUUGGAAGCAAAGUUUGGAAAGUGAGAGAACAAUCAAUAAUCACUCUUGUGCAUAUAAGACGAGCUCAUCCUCAUUUUCCGAUUCGGCCUUACCUCUCCCUCCUUGUUGAUUGCCUUGAAGACACCGACGCUCGUGUCCGUGAAUCAGCACGUCAAUCCAUUGUCGAGCUUUUCUCUGGUUUGGACGUCUCAGACGCAGCGCGUGCUGACUUGAAGAAAGAACUGACAAAGAAAGGUGUAAGAAAAACCAUCGUCGACGGAGUUUUAUCAAAACUUCUCGGCAACGGAUCCAAUGUCGUCAACGCACACAGUCGGGACGGUUCAGAAACUGGCGAGCCAAGCGUUAAGGAUUAUGUUCCCCCAAGUCUGACAUUGCAAGGCAAGAGACCAAGGGUUGCCAGCCAGAGUAAUGGACUAUCUAGGACUAUAAGCCACUCGAGUGUCAAUGAUUCCUCCCGGCCAGCGAGUCGCACUGCUAUGAUAUGUCCACCCCCGCCUUCUGCCCCCACAACAGAAAACAACGAAAUACAGCCAUUCUAUGUUGCGUCGACCCGAGAUUUGGAGAGUGAGUUUGCACCGAUGUCAAAGUCAUUCGAGGGAAAAGAAACGGAACACAAUUGGGCAGCACGCGAGCAGGCCAUUCUUCGUGUCCGAGGGAUGCUGAAGGGAGAUGUUCAUCUGAAGUACACAGAGGGAUUCUUAGCCUGUUUGAAAGAUGGAUUCAUCCAAUGGUCUCUGAAAACACUUGCUAGUUUGCGAACCACCGUUUCCGCGAACACAUGUCUCCUCUACUCAGAACUUGCGGUUGCACUUGGUCCAUUGCUUGAUCCGUUUUGUGACCUGUUAUUGACGCAUUUACUCAAAAUGGCCGGAUUUACAAAAAAAAUUACCGCCCAACAGUCUCAAGCCUCGGUCACUGCGAUUAUCAGUCACACUACAUCUCAGCCACGAAUACUCUUGCCGUUGCUGUGGAAUACUAUCCAAGAGAAGACGGUCCAAGCCAGAGCGUUUGUGAUUGCGCAUAUCAAACAAUACCUCGAGCAUCAUGGAACCCGCUCGAAACACGCAAUAGAAGCAUCAAGUGGUUUAGAAUUUUUGGAAAAGUCACUCAAAAAAGCGCUAUCAGACCCAAAUCCAGCUGUCCGUGAGACAGCCCGUGUAUUGUUCUGGAUCUUUGAGGCUAUCUGGAGAGAUCGUGGGUUAGUGAUCAUGGACACCUUGGAUUCCGUGGCAAGAAAACAACUAGAAAAGAAGUGUCCUUAUCCACAGCAAAUGGCUCUGCCACCCUCUACACCGAAUCCGACAAAGAAAUCGAGUGUAGCUGCCGCUAUCGCUGCAAGCCGAGCAAAGGCAAAGGCGAUCGCAACUGCGCCACCCACCCUCCGCCAUCAAGCAACUUCUGGUUCUCAUGGUCCCCUUCUGCGACGCGCCGGUUCUCCGGGUACAUCCCCAAGAAGCUUGACCUCACGCCCAGCCUCUCCCAUCCGAGCACCUACUUCACCCCCAUCACCCUCCAGAUCACGGGUUCCAUCAAAUAUGGUGCGAUCAGUCAGCGCUGCGCCGAUUCUUGUGUCUCGUUCUCGCUCGGCCUCUGCUGGGUCUGACCGAGCUGCAUCUCCUUCCCUUUCAACCCAAUCAAACGGUCAACGACGUGGUUCAUCGCCUCUGGCUGCAUCUACAACAACAGCUACCAUUCGUACAGCAAUACGGACAGCUUUGCCUGCGUCACCGCCUCCCUCUGUUGGGCACGAGUCCGCUAAACCCAGCUCGCAAUUAGGAUUACGAAAUGGCGCAGCUCCUGUGCCUGCCCGACAGCCCUCAUUAUUACCUCAACCCCUCGAUGCGCAUGGCGAUGACCAGUCACUGCUUAUGGCCCAAAGCGUUCCAGGACCUGAGGCCGAAACGGAUUCUGAUGACGAGCACUCCGUCAACCUAAUGUCAUUUUCUGCUCCCUUUGAAAUGUGCCGCCCAUCCCCAACUUCGUCGAAAUCCCGAUCGAUCAAUUCCAAGCCGACCGCACCCAUCUCCAACGCCCUGUCCUCAGGGUCAAUCUCGGAUAUAGGCUCUGGACAGCCCGUUGUUGAGGAUGCUCUGAGGGCUCGAGCCGAACAGGCCGAAAGUGCGGCCGAACGACUGUUAGAGCUUGUCGAGCCAGAAGACGAGGGAUUCCAGCAUCCUAUACUUCCAGCAUCCUUGCUGACAGGAAGCAAUCGUGUAACACCCAAAACCAAAAGCAAAGCAGCUCCGUUACCCACUGUUCGAGGUGCAGUUGAACCUGUAACACCCGUCAGUCGAGCGAGUAUUGUUAUGCAGCACGCCGCCAUGUUCAAAGACAGCCCAGCCUAUCCUGGACGUUCAACUUCCCUGUUGGACGUACUGCAAGGGCGAGGGUUUGAGACCGGAUGGUGGCUCAAGCGCAAGACGUUAUUUGCGCAGGCCGCCCCUCUCCGUUCUCCAGGUUCUCCAGAGCGAGUUCAAGAACUGGAAGGUCAUAUCAAGGCGCUGGAGCGUGGUGACGCCAACACUGCAGCGCUUCCAAGUCUAGCUCUUAUUUGCAUGGAAAACCCAGUGGCAGAACUUUCAUCUCCACCUCCAAGUCCCGGAGGUGCCGAUCCAAGUAGUCCCUCUCCCUUUGUUGUGUCUGACUCCAUGCCUUCUCUCCAUUCUGACAUGUGGGAAAAAAACAAAACCUUUGAAAGACUCUUCUGUGCUCUUAUGCUAUACUUGGACCCUUCAAGAAUCGAGAAAGAGCUUGAAUAUGGUCUAAUCGUUGUUUGGGAAAUGCUCGAGAACCAAGCUCCUUACCUUGAAGGCAAAGAAGCCGACUUGUUUUCUAUGCUUCUCAAGGUUCGCUACAGCAACAAAUUAAACGUGCUUGAAGCAACAACCAAUAUCCGAGACACACUAACCAGAAAACUUGACCCAGUUUAUGGACUGACGACGAUGCAUGCCAGCUUGCGCGCUUUCCAACUAGAAGCCGCCCCUACACCCUCGGACGAAGAAGCCAAAUCGUCGACGUAUGCAUUUGGACUGAUGGCUCUGGGAAGAUUCAUCCUCCGUCUGCCUGCCGAGAUUGCAGAGGAAGAGAUACCCCGACUUAAAGGAACGCUGAUCUCCGCUCUGAACGACAAGUCGUCGCUAAUUGUACGUGAGUCCGCGGCGGCCUCUAUUAUCGCUGCACAGCUCGUUCUGCGAGACGAGACGCACCUGUUUGCACUACUUGACGGCCUUGCGGACGAGAAAAAGAACCUGUUGACAUAUUUGUUUGACAAACAUGGCGCACGUGGGCUUAUCGCAUCUGGUCAGUCUGGCAUGGAUAAGUUGGAGAAGGAGAUCCGCAGGUUAGAUACGCGGACGAGCACCCCGCUAAAAGGGUCUCCCUCUUAG
Molecule: messenger RNA, 3900 nt
Organism: Laccaria bicolor S238N-H82
Lineage: Eukaryota; Fungi; Basidiomycota; Agaricomycetes; Agaricales; Hydnangiaceae
Exons: 11
Coding region: 1-3900 (1299 amino acids)
Biological process (GO): mitotic spindle assembly
Cellular component (GO): microtubule organizing center; cytoplasmic microtubule; mitotic spindle midzone
Molecular function (GO): microtubule binding
Source: RefSeq, a predicted model, not a curated record